AUGUUGUAUACAGACGUCACUUAUAGCACCAAAACAGGAUAUCGCUCUCAGUGUAACUCCAGUCUUCAAACUUACAGCGUCAACUCACAGUUGUAUUCCUUUGAUUUAUGCUAUUAUACGUGUACGGUAUAUGAUGGGCUUCAACAUCUACGCCGAUGUAGCGCCGUUAGCGAGGUUUCUAUAGUAUUACUAAUACUGCAUCAUGCCAACAAAGGCGUAGUUGGUCAAAGAUUUUUCAGUGGUGCCCGGCAAUUUAACGGCGGUGAUGCGUUUCGAGAUGACACGGCGUCAGCUAGUCGUGUUCCAGAUGAACUUGUCAACUUUGACUACUGGGAAGAUACUUUAUCUCUCCAACCUUUUCCUGAUCAUUACGUCAGGCCCAGUUUUGAUAGGAUUGAACCUGCUGAGUUUAUUCCAGCUGAACUGCCCGAAGAGGUUGUCCCAAACAGAUAUAUCGUGGUUUUGGAGGAUGGUAUACAAGAACGAGAACUCGGUGGUAUCUUACAAACCCUUCACAUCACCUCAGCACGCGGAGGUCCAAGCUCUGACAUCGAUAGAAUAUACUCUGGUAUCACCACUGGAUUUUCAGGAAUAAUGUCUGAAAAUGCUGUUGACUGGGUGAGAGGAAUUCGUGGUGUUGCCUACAUAGAAGAAGACGUGAUGUUCGAGGCACAAACCGCCCCAUGGGGCUUAGACAGGGUUGAUCAAACAGAGCUGCCUUUAGAUGGCAAGUAUCAAGUCGGAGGUGACGGAUCUGGAAUAGACGUGUAUGUACUGGAUACAGGAAUACGGUACACCCACGAUGAGUUCAAAGGGAACAAUGGAACCACUCGUGCUACAUGGUCUGGUUACGACGCAUUUGGUAACGGCAAUAACGGUGCUGACUGUAAUGGACAUGGCACUCAUGUUGCUGGCAUUGUUGGUGGGAAGAAUUCGGGAGUGGCACCGGGGGUGAAUUUACUUAGCGUAAGAGUUCUAGAUUGCAAUGGAAAAGGACAAGCGUCUAUAAUUUUGGAAGGUAUGAAUUGGGUUCUGAGUAAAAUAAAACAAAAAGGAACGGCAAAUAAGAAGACGGUCGUAGUGCUGUCGUUGGCCGGUCAGUUUAGACAAUCUGUUAAUAAUGCUGCGAAAAGAUUGGUCGAAGAGGGCGUAAUCGUUAUCGCCGCCGCUGGGAAUUACAAAAGAGAUGCGUGUCGAUACUCACCAGCCUCUGAACCCGAGGUCAUAACAGUUGGUGCAACCAAAAAUGAUGAUACGGUGUAUAAUUUGGGCUCCUUCGGAACCAAUUAUGGUGGAUGUCUGGAUAUAUUUGCACCUGGUCAACACGUACACAGUGCAGCCCACAACUGUGACGAUUGCCAUCACGUGAUGAGCGGAACAUCGCAGGCUACGCCCCAUGUGGCUGGUUCGGCAGCCUUGUUGCUACAAUCAAAUCCGUCAUAUACACCAGUGGAUAUACGUCGUCUAUUACUCCAACGAUCAACCAAAGAUAAGCUCGAUUUUGGACAUAUUCCAAGUGUUGCUAGGCCAUUGACACCGAACAAGUUGUUGUAUGUACCAAACCUAGGGCGUAUUAUGAGUGGAAGUGAGAGCGUAUUUUGCCGCAGUGUGUGGUCGGCUUUAUCCGAUAGACAUUCCACAGCAACAGCUGUAGUGCGGUGCUCACCCCAAGAAACGAUGACGAGCUGUUCUAGUCUGAGCAAAAACAAUAACCGAGCAGGAGAGUAUAUCACGACAUUGAAUGGUGCCGAUGUAUGUGUUGCAUUGAAUGGCGACGGAACCGGAAUUGGCGUAUACGCUGUUGCUAGAUGUUGUACGUGGCCAUCGAUCACGUGUUAUACAAAUACGUCAUCAGAAUCCACCGCCUCUGAUAAUGCACGGACUCACUCAACAUGUCAUAAAAAAGGAUAUGUACUUUCAGGCUGCAGUGCUUAUACCACAGGGCACAUUAUCGAUGGUGCAAGGCCGGCGACCAAUUACAUAUCGCCGUUUGCCAGAUUACGACCACUGCGUACAUGCAUAGGCCAGAAUGCAGUUGGUGGACAGGGCGUAACAGCCCAGGCCAAUUGUUGUAAAGCACCUAAUUUAAGAUGUAAAACAGUCUGGUCACCAGAAUCCGGUACAGCCACGAAUAGUGUGACUGCAGCUGAAUGUGAAGAUGGAUGGCGUAUGACUGGCUGCAAUGCAUAUUCAUGGUCUGGUGAUUCUGCUGGGGCGCAGUCGUUCGAUAACAAAUGUUUCGCUAGAGUGGGCGUUAGUGGAAGUCCAGACGGGAUAUAUGCUGUCGGAGUGUGCUGCACGUAUAUAACCUAAACCACUUAUGCAGCUUUGAACUUGAAUCUGAGAUGAUAAUAUUAAUAUCAAUGAAAGAGACUAACUGCCAUUGUGUAUUGUGAGACACUUGUGACAAGUGACAUUGGUCACAAUACAAGGACUUCGAAUCCAUUGUAAAUAUUUAAUUCUUGCGUUGCAGCAGACAACAAAGUUGUGUAAAUUGGACAUUCUACGUCAUGCUACAAUAUAAACUUAUUAAUAAAAAGCGUUUUUUUAAAAUUUGCAAACAUUUGUCAUAAACAGCACAUUAUCAAAGCAUGGACUGAGUUUGCCGAACUGGUUCUUCGCGUCGAAGCCCGCUGAUGCACUUUGGUCGCUAAUGUAUUCAAAACGACUAUGCUGUGCCAUUUAUUCUGCUGAACUAAUGGUAAUUCCUCGCACACGAAAACAUAGGCCCAUUAACUUGUAUUUUAACAACAGUUUGCUGCAUUGUGUUUUUUGCGUAUCAUAAAAAUAUUAUCAGCUGAAAUACCUUUCAUCGCAUGGAUAGUUUUUCAUCUAUCCUAAACUACGUAUUAUACAUAUAAAUGACGUAACAUGAUAGUUACAACCAAAAGCUACAGGCGCAUGUUAUAUCUUUCCCCAAUACAACUAUUUCAAUACCAAUGAUUUGACAAAUAUCAAAUGUACAAAAACAUCGACCGCUUUAAAACAAAUUUAUUGAAAAAAACAACAACAGCACUAGCAACCUGUAGCUAUUUCGGAGGCACCUAGGGUGGAUGUCUGGGUUCAUCCAAGUAAAUAAUACAGAAAUUCUCAAGGAGAUGAUUAAACACAACAAAACAUAUUCGUCAAAUUUAGAGUUGUCAUCAUAGAUAUUACAACGGAAUCUGAAUAAAUACAAGGAACUGCGUUACACAAUUCAUAACACAGUCACACUUGGUCAAUUGUAAUUGACCAAUCACAACAAAGGUGAGGCGACCACGUGCAUACUCACGGGAGUUUUUUUUCCUGACUUAUUUUCAUUUUUAAUAUAGAAACGAAUCGAUUAAGAAACAAUGCUUGGCUCAUACCUGUCUAUAACCGGACACAAUCACCAACAUGACGUGUUGUCGUCUGCGUUAAGCCACCCAUUAUAAGUAUACAUGGUGCAUAUUACGUUUGUUGAACCAUCUGUAUAUGCAACUAUGCAAUUGUGACAUUUUUAUACAUUUUUUAUGUUCUAUCAUUUUGAUUGUGUUUAUAUUUAUCAUGGUUGUUUUUUGUAAUUUCAUCACUUCUUAAUAAAAAAACUAUUGCUGUAAAUAUUAUUGUUUGAUCGAUAGUUUGUUCAAAUCUGAACUUAUUAAACAAAGCACUUGUGUACGAUAGUCUGAUCUACAACAUGCAAACUGAAUUAAACUGAGUCAUAAUGCCAAAUAACCAUACACAUGUGAAUUAGAACAAGCAAUUCAAUUUUGAAGCGGUUCACACCAUUUUUGACAGGGAACAUUUAUAUUUACCGCGAUGGUCCGCAUUUAAUCUUUCAAUUUCAUAACAGAGAUUUUAUUGUAAUAUCUUUUAUUUCAUUGUAAUAAACUACGUGAUUCAAA
Molecule: messenger RNA, 3866 nt
Organism: Saccoglossus kowalevskii
Lineage: Eukaryota; Metazoa; Hemichordata; Enteropneusta; Harrimaniidae
Product: proprotein convertase subtilisin/kexin type 9
Biological process (GO): proteolysis
Molecular function (GO): serine-type endopeptidase activity
Source: RefSeq, a predicted model, not a curated record